Molecule: messenger RNA, 1373 nt
Organism: Trichomycterus rosablanca
Lineage: Eukaryota; Metazoa; Chordata; Actinopteri; Siluriformes; Trichomycteridae
Exons: 3
Coding region: 48-947 (299 amino acids)
Biological process (GO): regulation of cytokine production; T cell receptor signaling pathway
Cellular component (GO): external side of plasma membrane
Molecular function (GO): signaling receptor binding
Source: RefSeq, a predicted model, not a curated record
UGUAUUUACCCUCAUGUAGUUUCCGGUAAUCUGAAAUAGCUGUGGACAUGGCAGGGAUUAUUUAUGUAAACAUGCUCAAGGUUUACGCUGUUUUCCUCUUGGUUUACUGCUCAGUUCUUCACUGUCAGGGUUUCAGUGUCAUCGAGAGCAUCGUGAAUAAAUCUGUAACUUUACCGUGUCAGUGCUCUGAAAACACGUCCGAGGUUCAGUGGUGGAUUUUUCUCCCUGUAACUGCCGUCAUUAUCAAGUAUCAGAACGGUAAAUGGCAAACUAAAAAUGGUUUUCAAAACCGGUUCACAAUGCUGGGAGACACCAGUGGAGGAAACUUCUCCAUGACCAUCAGCACAACAGUCUACAACAAUGCCGGAUCCUACAGAUGCACCUGUGAUAAUAAAGCUAGUGAAGUCAAAUUAAACGUUUACGUCCCUUUGGUCAUCAACGCUCGGGUAGGUGAAAAUGUCUCUCUGCCCUGCUAUGGUGACACUCGACGGGAUGCCAAGGACGUUAAAUGGAAGAAAAAUGGACAGACUGUUCACCAGUACACUCAUCAAGACAAACCUGAGACCCCUGAGAAAGCACCAGAAGGCAGAUUCAUGCUGUCAAAGGAAGGCUUUCUGGAUGGUGAUCUUUCUUUAUACAUCACUUCUGUUGACCAGUCUGAUGCAGGCUUGUAUCUGUGCUUCAUCCAUGAUGAAUCCAGGAAUGGAGAACCAUCUGCUGUUCUUCUGCAUGUGCAUGAGGACCAACAAUCAGCAACCCCUGACUACUGCUGGUAUGGAGUUGCAGUGCUGGCUUUAGUUCUAGGAUUGGCAGCAGUGGGACUGAUUUCAUGUCUUAUUGCAAGAUUUAAAAGAUCUCAACCAGUGACGUCCAGGUCCCGUUGUCCUGUUCAAGAGGAAACUCAAAUGAUUAAGCCUUCUUCAACUCAGCCAAUCCUAAAUGGUUAAUCAUUUUUACACAUUUUUAAUGAAGUUUUAUACAAUGCCACAAACCACCUGUCUACACCUUUUACCUGUCUACAACUAUGCAAGUGAAAUCUCACUCUUAAAAUGUGCCCAGCAUUUUUAACCAUGUUUCAGUUAUUAGUAGCUUUAGAAAUUAUAAACCAAAUUCAGCCAAAGCAUGUUCUCAUAAUAUUGAGUGUUUUGCACUGUAAUAUAAGCAUUAGCUAUAGGUCUGCAUUAUACUAACAAUUUAAAUCUACACAGCACACAAAAUACAUGCUUCACUGUUAAGUUUUUUUAUUUAUUUAUAAUUUUAUUGUGAGUUAUGAAAACUGUAUGUAUGAAUUGUAUGUUUUGGGAUAUUUGUAGGAUCAUGCAUUGUAAAGGUGUUAUAGCACCAAUAAAUUCAGUCUGUGGCUCGUUUUCAAU